UCUUCCUGGGGGCCAAAAAACUCUUUCAGAUGGUGAAAGGCUUCAGGGUGAGCAGUGGAUCUCCUUCCCCCUCUCCAGGGGCUCUCGAAUGGGAUCUUGCUUAGGAAGGAACCAUGAACCUCUGGCUUUGGUCGCUUUACUUCCUGCCAGUAUCUGGGGCUCUGAAGACCCUCCCAGCAGUCAAUCUAGAGGGAGAACUAGGAGGAUCCAUUAUCUUCAAGUGUCCACUGCCUGAAAAGUACACGAGGGUCUACCUGUGCCGGGAGAUGGCAGCAUCUGGAGCGUGUGCCACCGUGGUGUCCAACGGGAACUAUGUCAAGAAUGGAUACGCUGGUCGAGUCACCCUGAAUCUGCUCACAGACAGCCAUCUGUUCCUGGUGGAGAUGACAGAGAUUACCGAGAAUGACAGCGGAGUCUAUGCCUGUGGGGUGGGCACAAACACAGACCGGGGCAAGACCCUGCAAAUCACCCUGAGUGUCAGCAAGUAUCAGCCAUUCUGGGAGAAAGAGCUGACACUUGAGACCCCCGGAUGGUUUCACAGACUUCUGUACCUGACGACAGCCUCUGUACCCCCUUGGUUCCAGAUGCUUGAAGAUGCGAUUCCCUCUGAAUUCAUAUCCAAAGUAACCACACCAGCUCAGAGGCCCCAGACCCCUCCAGCCCACCGCUCGUCCUCUGACACUCCAGUCAUCCACGGCCCUCCAAUUUCCACAGCAUCGUUAGUGGCAGCUGGCAAGCCCCCAACACUCCUGCCAUCCAUCACAGCCUCAAAGACUUCAGCUCAGGAGGAGCAGGUCGGGCCCCAGCCAGCCAGCUACAACCGCCAAACCAGGCUGCACAGACAGAGACCCUUCAGCCAUGGACUAUCUGGUUCUGAAGACCAAGGAUUUCACAUCCUGAUCCCAACCAUCCUGGGCCUUAUGCUACUGGCACUUCUGGGGAUCGUGGUGAAAAGGGCCAUUCAAAGGAGGAGAGUCCUCUCCAGGAGGAUCCGCCGCCUGGCCGUGAGGAUGCGCGCCCUGGAGGUCUCCCAGCGGCCCCGGUCGUGGCAGCGGCCACGAGUGUCGCAGCGGCAGCGCUCCCAAAACAUCUACAGCGCCUGCCCGCGGCGAGCUCGGGGAGCGGACCCUGCGGGUGAGCCAGCCGGCGCCGGGCAGGAGCCUCUCCCAGGCCGGGGAGCACCUGAGCCCUCCGCCCCGCCGCAGGUACCUGAAGCUCCCUGGUUCCAUGCCCCAUCCCUGAAGGCCAGCUGUGAAUAUGUGAGUUGCUACCACCAGCCUCCUGCCAAGAUGGAGGAUUACAAUUCAGAUGACUACAUCAACAUUUCCUGCCUGACCCACCUCCCCAGCUGUCCUCCCAGGUCCAGGCCUUUGUGCCAAUGAGUCUCACCUGUCUGCUGAAUUCAACACCUGUUCCAUUGGUCCUUGGAGUCCCUGUCACCUCUCAGGGCCCCGUCACCUCCCAAUGCCCACAUCGACACUAGUCCCCAGUCUGUCUGCCCCAAGUAGCUCUGUCCCCAGCUCCUCUUGCACAGAAGGUCAAGAAGGGGCCCUGUAGCAAGCAGCCAUCUAAGAUGCAUCAAUUGGUCUCGACCCACCUGGAUCAAAGGAGAAUGAAGAAUACCAAGGACACAAGGUAAUUAUGAGCCCAAGAGACAGAAAGGGCCACAUGAACCAGAAGCUACAUCAUCCUGAGACCAGAAGAACUAGAUGGUGCCCGGCUACAACUGAUGACUGCCCUGACAGGGAACACAACAGAGAACCCCUGAGGGAGCAGGAGGGCAGUGGGAUGCAGACCCUAAAUUCUCGUAAAAAGACCAGACUUAAGACUAGACUGAGACUAGAAGGUCCCCGGUGGUCAUGACCCACAGACCUUCUGUUGGCCCAAGACAGGGACCAUUCCUGAAGCCAACUCUUCAGACAUGGAUUGGACUGGACAAUGGGUUGGAGAGGGGUACUAGUGAGCUUCUUGGAUCAGGUGGACAUUUGAGACCAAGUUGGCAUCUCCUGCCUGGAUCGGAGACGAGAGGGUAGAGGGGUUUAGAAGGUGGUGAAAUGGACAUGAGAAGAAAGAGUGAAGGGAGGCAGCAGGCUGUCUCAUUAGGAGGAGAGUAAUUGGGAGUAUGUAGCAAGGUGUGUAUAAGUUUUUGUGUGAGAUACUGACUUGAUCUGUAAACUUUCACUUAAAGCACAAUAAAAAUUAUUAAAAAAAAAAAAAAAUGAAGGGGCCCUGAUGGCACAGUUAAGCACUUGGCUACUAAAGGAAAGGUCAGCAAUUCAAACCCACCAGCCGCUGCUCCCCAAGGGGAAAGAUGUGCCUGUCUGCUUCUGUAAAGAUUUACACCCUUGGAAACUCUAUGGGACAGUUCUUCUCUGUCCUGUAGGGUUACCAUGAGUCAGAAUCAACUCAACAGAGUGGGUUUGGUUUGGGGUGGUAGUCAGGUUGGCUCCAGGCAUACAGGGCAUUUGUCCCGAUGCCAUCUACUUCCUUUCCAGGCUGUGGGAUUUGCAGAGUAUUUCCUCAGUGUCCUUGAUUGCAGGGCCCUGCUACCUUGCUCUAGACCACAUAGCAUCAGGCUGGAGUGUAGGCAGAGCUGUUGCUUCAGGAUCCCUUCCCAGGCUUAGACCUCACACAAGUAGGAGGCCUGGGCUGCUUCGUGGGGAUGCGCCUCUGCCUGGAAGCUAGGAAGGGACUGGUAUGGACACACCCCUGGGAACGUCUUUACCCUGAGUCUAAGGCUGGCCCUUGCCAGUGAUUUUCCACUUGCCUUGAGUCCUCCAGAAAGGGCUAUUUAUUUUGAUGUAACAAAGGUUUCUAAACAGAACCAUGCUUGGCAGUGCUCAGUGCAUUUAGCAUUGCUGACCCCCAUCAGUUCCCUGGUUAAUGGAAGCCAAGCUACAUCAAAGUUAGGCCCAAGAAGGGGACAACUUCUCUACAUAAACCCUCUUCACUCCAAGUUACCCUGCCUUGAUGCCCACGAGUGCCCUGCCCCCAGCAUUUCUCCUCUUCUAGCCUAGUCUUUGUCAUCUCCUCAUCCCUCGUGGUAGCCUGGCACUGAUCUUUGUGCGUUUAUCUUAACGCUGGGCUAUUCCUGCACCCCUUUGCCCAAAAUCAUUACACCUCUCUAUUUUCAGAAAUCUACCUCGUCUCUCCGCCAGGUCCAGAUAACUUAUAGCGAGGUGGGGAGGAAAGUAGUCUGGGUUCCUGGAGGACCAGGGGCAAUUGAAUUUCCAUCAGGGGAGAAGAGACAUCCCGCCUCCUACAUAUACUUUUUCUGUUUGGGGUUUUUGGAGCAAGGUCACAGACACUGUAUUUUUGGAUUUAAGUCAACCACAAAGUUUAGCCCGAGCUUUACAAUAGAGUGCCAAGUCCCGCUAUUAGGAAGGAGGACUUUCCCAGGCACACGACUCAGCUUCACAGGGCAUUUGUCCAGAAACAGAGAGGAAAGGCUGCCAGCCCUAAGUCCUGCUGCCUUUUAUUAGCAGAGGAUGUAUUUACAGAUUGGACAGGAUGUCCCGGUACAGGGACACCAUCAGCAGUGUCGCUUUGACACUGGCACCCUCUAAAUGGCAGAUAAGGAAAGAAUGACUAGGAGAAGCUAAGGAGGGCACAAGGGGUUGGGGGUGGGAGUGCAGGCUGGGAAUGCAGUGUUGGGUGGGAGCUUGCUUCCUGCCAGGCACUCUAACCUACAUUACGUCAGUUAUCCUUUAUAUUUGAAAUCAGCUCCCUCACCCCUACUCCAGUGCUUUGUUCCCACAGACAUGCCCUAAAGUUCAAGCUCAUAACCCACCAUCCUUCAUUGUUCCUGGGCAAUUCACAAACCUGGUCAAAAAUCCAGUUUAUUAUUUACUGAGCACAGCACCCACUGCGCCACAGCAUGGCAGGUACUGCGGGGAUGCAAAGGAAGCCUGAGAAGCCUCCCUGCAGAAUUUACAGUCUCACGAAUAAAUAUCAUAUCAAUUAAAACAUUGACAGUAAAUAAAUAGAAUGGAAUAAAUACAGAAGCCUCCUUUGUGGGUUAUUCACAGCAUCCAAGAGAGCCUUCGGUGGCUGUCGAUGGGGCCACUUAAAAGAAGGCGGUCUUUGAGGACAGGCCUGGGCCAAAGAUGGGGCCAAUGGCAGAGGUUCUGUAGUGCCCCAGGGAGCAGCAGAGGAGGGGACACCCAUGUGAAGUGACACGGAGCCGAGGAAGGUGUUCUGGUCUAGACAUUCAGCGCUGGUAGUAUUUCUCCAUCCAGGUCAAGAGAAUGUCCAGUUCCCCGAGGGCUUUGGUCAGAGCGGCUUCUAUGUCCAGCUGCAGGAAAGCAGAGUUGAAGGUCUGCUGUGUUAGUUACAGGAAUAGGUUCUUUCCCUCUAACUGCCCACACCGUAGGCUGGGUCACUUUCAGGGUGGCCUCUGAUAAACUCACUUGCCCAUCACCACAUCCCCUCUAUGUGUGCUGUCUGCUGCAGGAGUGAGGACAAAUGGGUCAGUGAGUGGGCAGGGGGUAGGAACAAGAGAAAAGGGAUAUGGGGCCCUGACGCCAAGAACCAUAGAAUCCUAGCACGGCCAUAGAGUCCACCACCUGAUCCCGCUGUGCAGAUGAAGAAACUGAGGGCCACAGAAGUCCCUUUUCAUUGAAAGUUAUAGCUCUUUACAAUUUAUUUAUAGGCAGAUAUAUCUGUGCCUCAGAAAAAACGAUCAAACUCAUAUGACAUUUUAGGGGUCUGCGAAUGAAAUGUGGAUUUUCUUUGAUGUCUUAAAUUGGGUAAAAGCAAUAUAAUGACCCAGAAUUUUUUUCUCUCUCUCUCCAAACUAGGCCAUUUGAGCAUUGUGGAAAAUACUGUGGGCAUGUAUGGGGGGACGUCUCCCUGCUUGCUCCCUCACUUCUGACUCCAACUGCCCAGCUCAAGUACCCAUAAAACUCUUUCACGAAGUCCUCAGUAGUGAAAUCACCUUAUAAAAAAAAAGUUGCCAUAGAGUCAGUUCUGACUCGUGGAGACCCCAUGUGUGCCAGAGUAGAACUGUGCUCCAUAGGGUUUUCAAUGGCAGAUUUUUUGGAAGUAGAUUGCCAGGCCUUUCCUCCAAUGUGCCUCUGGGUGGGCUUGAACCUCAAACUUUUCGGUUAGUAGCCGAGCAUGUUAACCAUUUGCACUACUCAGGGACUCCUGAAGCCAACUUAUAGGGACCCAUUUCAACUUGAAAAUUGAUAGACCACUUAGUUUUGGGUGCUUAUGCAGAGUACCAUCAAUACCCAAGGAAGGAGCUGUCAAAAAACCAAAUGACCCAUUGCAUUGGGCAAAUGUGCUGCAAAGACCUUUUUUAAGUGUUAAAAAGUAAAGAUGGCAUUUCAAGGACUAAGGUACACCUGACCAUGGUAUUUGCAAUUGCUUCAUACGCAUUUGAAGGCUGAACAAUGAGUAAGGAAGGAUUGAUGUCUUUGAAUUAUAGUGUUGGUGAAAAAUAUUGAAUACAUCAUGGACUGCUGGAGGAACAAACAAAUCUGUUUUGAUAGAAGUACAGCCAGAUGCUCCUUAGAAGCAAGGAUGACAAAACUUGGUCUCAUGUACUUUGUACACGUUAUCAGGAAGGAUCUGUCCCUGGAGAACAACAGUUAGCGAAAAAAUGGAAGACCCUCAAUGAGAUGGAUUGACACAGUGGCUGCAACAAUGGGUUCAAACAUAGCAAUGAUUGUGAGGAGGCCACAGGACCAGGCAGAGUUUUGUUCUGUUGUACAUAGGGGUCGCUAUGAGUCAGAACUGACUCAACAGCACCUAACAACAACAACAAUGCAAGGUAUAUGGUAACUGAUGCAAAUGUGUACCUGUGGUCUUGCUCAUUCAGGUGGCUUUUAGGCAAGCCCUGCGUUAACUCUGCAUCAAGUCUCUGAGGCACCCUCAUUUGACAGUUGAGGCUGGUCUGAGCAAACUGACAGCUCAGGGGCCAAAUUACCUUUUUAAAAGCCACCUGGAACUGCAGAAACUGCCUGUGUGCACUCUUAAUGACAGAGAACAUCUCAUUUUCCUCCUGGGAACAGAAAAUAAAGAAGUUAUGCCUGAUGUCGGGUAGAAGAGGCAAGCCUCCUCCCACUCAUUCCUGGCGAUUCCACAAGGAUUCAUUCCCAAGGCCUGAGAUGACAGCACUGAAUUCCGGGUUCUUGAGUAGCCAGUGCCAAACCCUACCGUGUGGCAGGCGCUGCUGCCCUUAGUUCUCACAGCAAUCCUGUAAAGUAGGGGUGAUCAUCCCCAUUUUGCAGAUAGGAAAAUUGAAGCUCAGAGAGCAUCUUGAAAACGGUCACCCACCUAGUUAAAAGCAGACCUGGACUUGAGCCCAGGGCUGUUGGUCUACAAAGCCAGUGCCUUUCCAGGGCACACCAUGACUCCCUACUAUGGAGUAAAAGCCAGGCCCAGCUAAGGCAAGGGACAAUUCUCAAAGCACACCGUUUCCCGUAAGCCCAAGCCCUGGCCCUGUUCUACUCACACUGGGCUGCAGUUUUGAGGAGAUGACAAUAAAGUUGUUGGCAAGAGUAGAAAAUGACUGCAGGAUCUUGAGGUCAUUUGCCUUAUUGUAGUAGUUUUUGAAAACAGUUUUCAUGUAAAAGCCCAGCAAAGAGUGGAUGAAGUAGCAGCUUUCAGCAUCCUGAAAAGAGUCUGGGUUACUACGGAGCCCUCUGCCCACCCUCUGACCCCCAGGAGGAACAACCCGUUUGUCACACAGGGCAAGAUAAACAUUAGAGUCAAGAGAUCUUCUAGGAGAUGAUGAUGAACAUCAAAUCUGAAGGGGACUUAAAGGACCACAUGGAGCAGUGCCUUUGUUUUACAGGAGAAGCCCCAGGCCCAGAGAGAGGAAGUGACUUGCCCAAGGUCCCUCAGCCAGUCAGUGACAGACACAGGCCCAGCUCCCAAAACUCCUGACUACCUGGUUACUAUUCCUUCCUCUACACCACACUGCCUCUCAUAACUACGCAAGGCCAUGCUAUGGGGAGCUGUGGUAGACCUGAGAAGCACCCAGAACUUGGUGAUUGAGAGUUGGUGGGGAAAAGGAUUGGAAGGAGAAGAAAUGAAGAGAAAAUAAAAUGAAUGCCCUGGAACACAGGGAUUGUUCUCAGGUCCCCUCCAGCUCCACUGUGUGAAGCUUUGUGCCUUGCAGCAAUCACGGCUCAGUAUGUUGGUGCUCACUGACUAACUUGAUGAGUAAUGAGAAAGACAGUAAUGGGUGUGAGAAAAGGAUACAAAUGGAAGAGAGGGAAGGUAGACCUAAGCAGAUACCCACUGGCAAGCAGAAGAGAAAUAAGGAUUGAUGGCAACUCUGGCUAAGCUGAGAAAGGUGUUCACCAGCCUUAAUCCCCACCCCUUCUUCCCAUGACACUGAAUAUACAUAUCACACAGUGAUAACUCAGAGACUGAAUUCCCUGGCUAACUGCCCAGCACUGUCCUGUGUAGGGUCAGCCCAGGGCAAAAGUGAGGGAUUUUAUCAGCCUCCCCUAGGCAACCCCCACCCCCACCCAUAGGGGACCAGCUACACGGAGAGAUGGGCGAUCCUGUCCCAGGUCUGAUUACCGAGAUGUUCUGUAGAAUCUCCUUCCGCAGCAGGCGGACACUUGUGUUGUGGUCCUGAGCUUGCUGUGGGAACAGAAAGAAAAGAUGUCUCCAGGCUGGGGGUCAGCAUGGAAACCAACCAUGCAGACAUGUGCUGCUUCCCCAGAGUGCUGUUUAUCCAGCCUGUGAGAGGUUUCAGAGGCCAGAGGGAGAAAAACAGGAACCAAGGAGGGCUGUGCUGGGCUGGCCAUAAGGAGAGAGUACAAGGUUCCAGGCACAGAAAACCACAAAGCUUGACCCCAAGGGAAAACACAAUCCCAGGAGCUCUGGAGCCUGAAAAUGGACUUGAUGAGGGACCUGUCUGAAUCCUUUGGUUGUCCCAGACUAGGAGGAAACAAGCCUAUUUCCUUUAAGGACCCCUAAGGGCAGGAUCUGUCAUCAGUGUUCCAUAGGUGGUGAUCGGCCACACCUCUGAGCUGCCUCUCACCUUUGGACUUCCCUGCAGCCGGACUACUCAUCGCAGCCCUCAGGUUUAGAGUCAAAGCAUCUUGGAGAGGAAGGUGCCUUCGAGCCCAUUUGUCUCACCUCCUCAUUGUGCAAAUAAGGAAACGAAGCUUGGAUGGGGGGAGCUGCUGCCCAGGUUCAUUUCGAGGUCAAGAUCACACCCAGGUGUCCUGUCCGCAAGUCUGCAGUUCUCCUCUCCCGCUAGGCUGCCUCAUCAAGCCCCCUCUUUUUCCAAACCCCUAGCAUCUGAAUCAUCAUUUAAGGAGUUCAGGGCAUUUGUGAGGACAUGUACUGGAUCACUUUCAGAACCAGGGAGAUUCAUGGUCACACUGGACAUCGUCCCCAGUAGGCCUCAGGAUUAGCCAUUCUUUCUACCUUUAGCCAAGGCCUAAGUGUGUGGGAACAGCCUCGUAAAGCAGUGAUGAAAACUCUAGCGAGUCUCAAAGGAUUGUCCACGACUUCUAGGGUGGGAGUGUCUCAUGUCCCCCUGGUUGUAUCAGGCUCCCUUCUUUACUCCCCUUGGGCUCUAUUUACUUUAUUAUAGACCGACUGCAUCUUUCUGAGCCUAGGUUUCUUGUGGAAAACGGGGCUUAUGAUGCCAUCUGACCUUACAGAGUUCUUGUUUAGGAAAAUGAUUAGCAAGCUGCAGAGGGCUCCACCAUCAUAAAAUGCUGUCCUCUGCCCACAGUAUCCCCAUGGCUGGGUCCAGGACAACUCUGCACUCACCACAGUGUCCUUCAUGGUCCAGAAGGCCCUCCUCAGUCCCUGGAGCUCUACUCCCUGCACUCGGCAGGGCCCAAAUCGGAAUUCUUGGCCUUGGACCCUUGGCACCUGGCUCCAGAGAAGCAGGAACACACUCAAGCAGGGGAGGGUGGCCAUCUGCACUCGAGAGCCCAUCUACAAUGAAGGAAGGCCCGGAAGGCUCCUGCUGAAAAAAGGGAGGAAUCCCCACUGAGGCAGGCCCACCGAGCCCACGUGUGGCCUUCUCCAGGUACAAACUCUGUACACAGUGAUAUGCCCCACAGUAAUGCUCCUUGGCUCUGCCAAGGUCAGCCUUGGGGCAUGCAGAUGGGAGGCCUGAGAGUAGGGUGAGUUCCUGGUGUUACAUGAGAGACAUGUGGCCUUGCUGGGGUAUGCUGAGUGGGGUCUUUCUGGUCUUGCCCUCCCACCAAGCCCAUUCAUAUCACACCCCCUGCACUUCUUUCCUUGCUCCAUAUAGUUCUCUCUGGCCUCCAACCUGCUAGUCAGAACAGGACCAGGAAGAGUCAAGAAGUUCAGUGGGUUGUGAUGUGCCAAAGACCACGGCUAGGGAGCCCUAACUCGGGAGGGCAGAGAACGCUAAGUGGGCAUUUGCUUGUCUAUGUUUGGCCCUUAUGUCUCCAUGUACACCCCACCCCCAGGAGAGCCCCAUUCCUGACUCCUCUUUGUGAGGGGACCAAGGGGUUAACCUGACCCACGGGGAAGGGCCACAAGACUAUAGGUCAGAAUCACACUCACUCUGCCACCUCAACUGAGAAUUAACUUUUCAGGUAAUUGAACAAAAGAGAGGAAAUAUGUUUCCAGAUGAAUCACCCUCAGACCUUCAGCUAAGAUGCCAACUGGGAAUGACUGUAGAAAGAUCCUCCAAGCCAGAGGAAUUUAACACCCAUUAUCUAUUCUAUCAUAACUGUACGCAGUGCCUUCCUUGACCUUCCAUUUCCUUCUCUCUUUCCUUCCUUCCUCCUUCCCUUUCUCCCGCCCUCCUUUCUUACUUCUUUAAGCAACCAUUUAAGAAACUUCUUUAUUCCAGGCACUGGUCUAAAAACUGAAGAAACUCAGUCUUCCAUCCAUAGAGUGGGCAGGAAGACCAGAGAAGACCUGUCUUUGGGAUUACUGCCAACACCUGGGCUAGAUAAGUGCUACCCAGGGUCGAGUCCAUUAUCCUCUGUCUUCAGCUGUCUCCCUCAAAGUCUUUUGAUUCUCCUCUUUUGAACUCCAUCCACUUUGUGGUCUGUCUUGAAAAUUCAUCCCUGGGUCUCCUAAUUUUCCUGGCCAGGAGAUUCCUCCUCCCAUCCAGCCUAAAUCCCUCUUGGUGUUACAUUGGAGAAAGCAGCUCUUCAUCUAUAGCCACACUCAAAAAGCUGACUUCUGUCACCCCUCAGCCUCCAUUCCCAAGUAAGACAGUACCCUAAUGCUGCAAAGCAAAAUACUGAGAACACAUUGCUCACCGCAGGUGCUGGAAAUGACGCUCGAGGGCUAGCUGUUUGGAGGUGGCUGAUUCUUACAACCGGGAAAGUUGGGCAGGCACCCUCUCUUCACCUCUCAGGGAUGUACCUGUGGGUAGAGGGUUCCUGUCCCAGCCGAGGAAGUCAAUUGAAAAGUAGGAGAGUGCAGGCAAGCAAGACUUUGUGGGGAUUGGUAUAUAUGGGGGCUGGAAGGGUGGAGGAGGGAGAGGGAGGUGGAGAAAGGGAAAUUGGUCAUGCUUUCUUAGAGAAUUACUUCACUGCCUUGUCACCUUUCUCUUCAAGACAAUGGAGCAACGGAGAAGGCAGCACCUGAGGUGGGAUGGGACCUGGGUCCAAGUUCUGUUUCUGCCACUGGCUGUAUGACCUGGGGAAAUUCUCCUGGCUUCCCUGAGACUCAGGUUCUGCAUCUAUAAAAAAAAAAAAAUUUUUUUUUAAAGUAAAAUAGCCGGCCUCCCUCCCGCAGUGGGCAGGUGUAAGAAGCAAAUGCAAAAAUGACACAGACGUGUUCUGUAAACUCUAUGUGCACGCAUAUAAGUAUGUUAUUACUGUGCAGAGUACACCAGCCUCCAUUCCUGCCAAAAUAAUUCCAUAAUUAUGCCCUGCUAAUGAUGGGAAGGAGCCCUGGUGACACAGUGGUUAAGCAUUCGGCUGCUAACUGAAAGGUCGGCAGUUCGAAUCCACCACCUGCUCCUUGGAAACCCUAUGAGACAGUUCUACUCUGUCCUAUAGGGUCACUAGGAGUCGGAAUCUACUUGAUGGCAAUGGGUAAUGGUGGGAAGGAAGCCCAGAGGCUAAGGGUAGCCAGCGAGCACCUCUCCCUUAAGCCCUCAGGCCAGGAAUUUCGGGAAUGCUUCCCAACAUGCAGCUACUCACAGUUCCUAGGGUAUAAGCUUUCAGCUAAAAUAUGCCCCACCUUAGCUCCUGGAAACCAGGAAGAUAGAGAAAAGUGUACGUGGCUGGCCCGAAAAUCUAGGGGUCUUGCCUGGAGUCCCAUUGCCUGGUGGGCUGGCCUUGACCUGUGCCUUGGGGUAGCCCAGGGAAUGCAGCAGUGUGACAUCAUGUCAAGAGACCUGGUCACAUCUCCAGCCAGCAAGGCACUUCAACAACAAUAAGCAAGGUAUGCACGGUCCCAAUUUUGCCUUGCCAUCAAUCAAAGAUGUGGUGAAACCCUUGUGAAAUUGCUCAGCACAGAUUAGCAAGUAAAUGCAAUUAAACCCAAGCAUAUCUUGCUCAGUGCAAGCCAGUGCAUAUCAUGCUUGCUGGCUAGCCCUUUCCUUGAAGC
Loxodonta africana (African savanna elephant) is the source of this 11529-nucleotide messenger RNA. It is a transcript of the gene FCMR, whose product is annotated as Fc mu receptor. Gene Ontology annotation, cellular component: plasma membrane. The transcript has 8 exons. The record is from RefSeq and is a predicted model, not a curated record. The coding region runs from base 114 to 1382 and encodes 422 amino acids. Lineage: Eukaryota; Metazoa; Chordata; Mammalia; Proboscidea; Elephantidae. Gene Ontology annotation, molecular function: transmembrane signaling receptor activity.